Molecule: messenger RNA, 4674 nt
Organism: Osmerus eperlanus (European smelt)
Lineage: Eukaryota; Metazoa; Chordata; Actinopteri; Osmeriformes; Osmeridae
Product: POU domain, class 2, transcription factor 1-like
Exons: 14
Coding region: 47-1921 (624 amino acids)
Biological process (GO): regulation of transcription by RNA polymerase II
Molecular function (GO): DNA-binding transcription factor activity, RNA polymerase II-specific; RNA polymerase II cis-regulatory region sequence-specific DNA binding
Source: RefSeq, a predicted model, not a curated record
UUACAUAAUGGGUCUAGGGGGAAUGCAUUUGUUUUAAAUAUUCAAUAUGGCUGACGGGGGAGUAGUGAAUCAGAGUGCAGCACCAGACUCCUUUAACAAUCUUUCUGCAUCAAAUAGUAGCACAAUGGAGAAUGGGGAAGUAGCCAAAGAUGUCCAAACAAAUGGACUGGAAUCUCAGAAGCAAGCGAUGCAGAUGACAACCAGCCUAACUAAUGCACAGUCACAGGCUCUGCUUCAGCAGUUGACCAUGGCACCAAUGCAGCAGCAGCUGUUCCUCCAGCAGGCCCUGGCAGCGGCCGUGCAGCAGCACUCAGCCUCCCAGCAGAACGGCACCACAGGAGCAGCCAUCUCUGCCUCGGCAGCCACCCCUAUUACCCAGCUGCCCCUGUCCCAACCCCUGCAUUUCGCUCCACAGCUGCAGCAGCAGGGCCUACAGCAGUUUGUGUUGGUGCAGCCAGGCCACCCUAUCACUACUCAGCUACAGCCCACCCAGUACAUCAUCUCCCAGAAUGCACAGGGUCAAGCCAGUUUCCUCCAAGCCCAGAACCUUGUCACCCAGCUACCUCAGAGCCAAGCCAACCUCCUGCCCACCAAUACAAACAUCACCCUCACCACACAGCCUUCCACGCCCACACGGACCAUCGCUGCCACGCCCACCAGGACUAUAGCCGCCACCCCCUCCCAGAUGCAGGGCCCAGUCAGCAAGCGCGAGGAAACAACCUACAUGGAUGAUGUCAACGAGCUGGAAGAGCUGGAGCUGUUCGCCAAGGCCUUCAAACAGAGGAGGAUCAAACUGGGCUUCACUCAGGGUGAUGUGGGUCUGGCCAUGGGGAAGCUGUAUGGGAAUGACUUCAGCCAGACCACCAUCUCUCGCUUCGAGGCCCUCAACCUGAGCUUCAAGAACAUGUGCAAGCUCAAGCCACUGCUGGAGAAGUGGCUGAACGAUGCAGAGCACGUGAAUACCGAGACCAGCUCCAGCCCCCUGACCUCCCAGUCCUCCCCCAGCCUGGCCCUGGAGCUGCUCAACCGCCGACGCAAGAAGAGAACCAGCAUCGACACCAACAUCCGCAUCGCCCUGGAGAAGAGCUUCAUGGAGCAAAACCAGAAGCCCAGCUCCGAGGAGGUCACCCAGAUCGCGGACCAGCUCAACAUGGAGAAGGAAGUGGUCCGCGUCUGGUUCUGCAACCGCAGACAGAAGGAGAAGAGGAUCAAUCCCCCCAGCAGCAGCGCUAACAAGGCCCUCUACUCCUCCACCAAAACCAUGGUGAGCAGCAAUGGCAGCCUGGUCACCAACGUAGCUCAAACCACUGUGGCAAACUCCACCAGCCCCAGACUCACAGGCCCUGGGAUGAUCGGCGGAGCCACCUCUGUUCUGACACCAGUCAUUUCCAGUGCCCCUUCCACCAUGACCACCGGGGCCAUCACCCCUGUCUCCACGAUGGCGAUGUCACAGCCUGCCGUUGUCAUGACCACGCAGGCACCCUCCAUAGCUGCAGGUUUCCAGGGCAACGGCGGUCUGGCUGCAAUGGCAGCGGUAGCAGCUGGGAUAAUGCCUCCAUCUCAGUUUACCACAGGAGGGGCCUUCCUGAACCUGUCCAAUGGAGGACUAGGUUCAGCACUGGCCACCAUCCAAGGUUUGUGGAGUGCUCUGGCGUCUAACGGAGCUCUCCCUCCCAUCACGUCCAUGGACGGGAAUGGGAACUUGCUAUUUGCCAAUACCAGUACUGGCUCCACCCCCAACUUGAUGACCACACCCCUGUUCCUCAACCCCCAGAGCCUUUCCCUUUUUGCUGGCAGCCCUGUCAGUCUACUGCCCACAGGGGGAGGCGGAGCUCUGAACCUGCAGGUCUCGGCCAAUGGGACUAUCAGCACCGUAACAGCACCUGUCAACACCAUCACUACCGCCUCCAAGGCCCAAUGAACUCAAGGCCACGGUCCCUCCCACCUACUUACUGAUUUUUUUUUUCUUUAUUAUUUUGCUAUUACCAAAAAGUCAUGUUGUGGGGGGGGGGGGAGUUUAUUGGAAAUUAUUUGUUAUCUUCUUUGUUUUUGACAGGGAGUUUUUAUUUAUCACAAGGACUGCUUAUGAAACCAAAAAUGUGCGAAUUAAGAUUUACCUUACUAAGUCUUGAAUGACAUUAUCACACUAACUUUCUAGAAACAUGUCCCUUCUGAGAUUAGAUGUGUUAGCUGUGAAAAUUGUUUCUUGACCUGUUGAAACAGAUUACAUAGGCCUGCAGUUAGUCUGAUUAUAUAGGCCUGCAGUUAUUUCAUAGAAUCUGAAAUAUGGUCAUGUAUUCUUACCGUGUGUGCUUGCUUUGUUAGAGUAGCAGACAGGACAGAGGCUUGUGUUCACUGCUUGUUGUGUGGGUGUUUCUCUGGAGUCUCUGUCAUGUUCUCGGUUAUAAUGCUUUAAAAACAGUUAGGAAGUCACAGUGAUGUCCACCAAGCCGGCUGGAUAGUACAGAGGCUAAGAUUGCAUCUUGUCUUAAGAGGCAAAUGAAAGCAGAACAAACAAACACCAAAAUGUUGAAAACUCUUAUCCAGAUAAACCAAAAAGUACUCGUCUAAGACAUGGCAUGUAUUCAAGCUUAGAUUAGCAUAAGUACAGGUAAUUAUCCAAUGGACCUCUCCAGACUGUGGGAAUAAGAAUGCAAUAAUACUUUGAGAAAACUUUCCAAAGACUUAAAAUGUUCGUCAUUUACAUUAAUAUCCUGCCUCCAAAGAGAGUCAAACGGGUUACCAAAAAACAUCGGACAGUGACUCUUUAUAGAGGUUCAUACCCUGGGAUUGGAUCUCCCUUUCUCCUUAGCUUUACAAGUGUGCAGUAAACAGUGUGAAUUCGCAUCACUGGUUUUACAGGUUUCCUCUUAUGCAUCUUUGCUAAACAAGGAGCCUGGAUUUGACCUUUUUACCUACAGUAGUCUGAGAUGUGGGUGACGUCUAGGUGAAAAGUACUGCCUACUUAUGUUACACCUAUCACGAUACUAUUAAGUACCUCAAAAGCCAAAAAACGGGAGAAACAUUGAAAGGCCAAAAAUUUUGACAUUUAUGACUGCAAUGGCAAGUACGACUACUACAACUACUACUACUAAUUUCAAUAUAUUUAGAUUUUUGUUUUCAUAUCUUGCCUUCAUACCAAAGCAUAUAGUAUUUACUGUAUUGUAGCUGGGUUCCUGCUAUUGGGUUUGUUUUUUUCUUGGCUUAGUUUAGUUUUUGAUUGGGGUCUUCCUAUGUUGAAUAGUUGGGAAUGUCCUAUGGGACACUUAUUUGGGUUUUGUACCUUUUUACUCCUAGUUCUUUUUUUGUAAUGUAUACACACAAGUAAUAUAUAUACAAUAAAUUCAGUUUUAUAUCUUGUAAAGGGUUCAAAUGAAUGUAGUGCAGCAACUCAAUAGGAAUUUCAGACAGUUUAUCUCUAGACCAAAUAUGUUAACCCAGGGUGUUGACUAAUCUUUUUUUAUUAUUAAUUUUGGAUUAAUAAUUAAUCAUUUGAACACAAGUGAAAUUCAGUGUUUCCUGAUUUCCUUGUGCGAUUUAACGUUCAACUUUUUAUUCACUUCUUUUUUUCAAAACCAACUUAUGUUUUUGCAAUCAUUUUCACCAUUUUAUUUAUACAUUUGUUAGCAUGGGAGAAAAUCACUGGUUUAAGUUGUUUCCAGCUUUUAAAUGCCUUAAUGGUUGAUAAUAGAUGUAGCGAUAGACUGUACUGUUAUUUUCAGGUUAUAAUUCAUGUUUGUAAACACUUAGGCUCAUUUAUUCCUACAAAUUAACUAAGUGUGUGUUGUAUAACCGUAUCAAGUGAUGUAUUUUUGCAGUUUACAAUGUACUAUGGAAACAACAGAUGCUGGGGGCCUAUUUUUUCUACUCACUUUAUAACUGUUGAACCCUAUUGAACUCCAGGGGGCAGCAUGAUCUGUGUACGCAUACAUGAAUGCAUGUUUGUAUGAUAGGUCAAUAUGCUAAAUAUUUGAAGAGAGACCAUUGCCCCUGCAUAGACCUCUUUUCUUUUCCAACCAGAGUUGCAGGUGAUCUGAAUGUAAAUAAUGUUUGUGUUUCUGAAUGCUGCCCCCUACAAUACCUCUCUUUCUAAAGAAACCAAAGACUUGUAAGGUCAUAGUGCUCUAGCGCACACACACAAACCCUGUCCUUUACUGUUAUUCACUGUCGACCGGUAUUCAAACGUACUAUUUGGAUUUGUGUUUUGUCAUUUAUUCAUAAAGUAGAGAGCAUAUGGGAUCCUGGAAGCUCUAUUCCAAAGUAAUGGCAAGGAAAAAUGUAAUGUUCACUUAACCAAAGAUGACUCCUACUCCCUUAGUUUCAUUUCCCUCUAUCCUCCCUACCUACCUGCAGAAUGCCUGUCUUAGAUGCAGAACCAAACACUGGGAUCCAAAGCAUAGAUGUAUAUUUUGGUACAUAUCAGGGAUGAUAAAAGCCAAGCAAAAAAUGUUGUGUUGUUGAAAAACUGCUUGUUUUAGUGUGUCAUACUUUUUCUUUUUGUCUUAGUGCAGUAUGUGAAUGCAGAACUAACUUACUUUAGUAGAUUGUAAAAUGUAAGGUAUUUUUGUAAACUGUGGGUCCAGUGACUUGGAUUCACUGUCCUGUUUCAUUAUUUAAUACAAACCAAAAAAUAACAAAUAAAUGACAUCUUUCAAAAAUAAAGCAUUUGUUCAU